AUGGACGAUUUGGUGCCUUCUCAAAGGUCGCACAGGACUCGUAAAUCAGGUCCAACUAUGAGGAAGAAAGCUGAAAUCGACAAGAAGAAGCGAGGCGUAACCGAUACCAAGCAGAAAAACCCUAGGGCGUUUGCUGUUAAGUCUGCUGUAAAAGCGAAGCGAUUACAGAAUCGUUCUGCGGAGAAGGAGCAACGGCGACUUCAUAUUCCGACUAUUGAUCGUACUUACGGAGAACCUCCUCCUUACGUUGUAGUGGUUCAAGGCCCACCAGGGGUACUGUGUUGUUUAUACUGA
Messenger RNA from Arabis nemorensis, 294 nucleotides. The record is from the annotation of a GenBank genome assembly. NCBI's taxonomy places the organism in Eukaryota, Viridiplantae, Streptophyta, Magnoliopsida, Brassicales, Brassicaceae.